AACUUUUAUGUAACAAUGGGACCCCACCUUGCCUCCACCUUCACGUGAGUUUCAGUGUCAACAGCACUAGUUCAGGGAUUUACCAGGAUUCAUCUCGAUCUACUUUGGACCUCCAAUUUCAUCGUGAUCAGCUCUAGCAGACUUCAGAAUGCUAACAGGGCACUACGCGAGUACCCUUUUUGAGCGUUGCCACCCUCAGCUGGAGUCCUUGCCCUGCAGCCUGUGAUUCCCUGUAAUUUAAUAUCCUGCCGGAUCUGCCCAUUGAUAUUUAAACGUUUUCCAGCCAUUCAGGUUCAAUUAUCAUGUCUGCUGUGUACUCGUAUGAUGCAGCACGACGUCUUAGCUACAUGGUUGAGCGCACAACCAUGGCUCUGGAUAUUAUACUGAAGGAUAUCAGACCGGAGGUAGCUACUGUUUUUAGUGCUUAUCCUUUCCGUACGCUCGGUCGUUCAUCUUCUCCGCCUCCCCUCUUGGCUGCCUGGCUGCGGGAUUCCGUUUCUCCUUCUAUGGUCGCUGACCAUCUGAUGGAGCUUGAUGAUAGCUACAGCGAUUCUGCCUGGCGGAAGAAAGAGAUAAAGGAAUCUGCAGGAACCGCUUUUGGAGGGGAGCAGACGCCUUUCAGUACAGUCAUUGUGUUGAUGAAUUUCAUGCUAGUGAUGAUUCUCCACCCAGAUACACAACAAAAAGCGCAGAAACUUGUUGAUAGUGUGGUUGGCUCAAAGAGACUGCCGGCAUUCCACGAUCGUCCAACCUUGCAUUACAUUGACGCCAUUUUACGGGAGUGCAUGCGGGGAGCCCAGUUUUCCCUCUUAGUGCCGAUCAUGCAUGCUGCUGUCGAAAGCGACGUUUACAAAGGCGCUACAGUCACCCCGAAUGUUUGGGCAAUGUGCCACAACGAAGAUAAAUACCCAAAUGCGUCUGAAUUCAAUCCUGACCGUUUCCUGAACCCAGACGGUACUCUGACAGACGACACUGUGAGUUUUGUGUGGGGGUUUGGGCGACGAAUAUGUCCUGGUCGCCAUCUCGCUGAAGCUUCUAUAUGGUCCGCCAUGGUCUGUGUGCUUGCAGUUUUCAAUUUUUAUAGGGCCAAAGACGAAACUGGUAGAGAGAUUGAGAUCGAGCCGCGCUGGCAUGGAAGGCUUACUGUACAACCUACGCCAUUCCCUUGUAGUAUCACACCACGGAAUGCGAUCAUGGAUGUCACGGCCUUGCAGCAUUUGAUCAGGGUAUCUGUUUAA
Suillus bovinus is the source of this 1238-nucleotide messenger RNA. Its product is annotated as cytochrome P450. The coding region runs from base 303 to 1238 and encodes 311 amino acids. The transcript has 8 exons. The record is from RefSeq and is a predicted model, not a curated record. NCBI's taxonomy places the organism in Eukaryota, Fungi, Basidiomycota, Agaricomycetes, Boletales, Suillaceae. Gene Ontology annotation, molecular function: monooxygenase activity; heme binding; oxidoreductase activity, acting on paired donors, with incorporation or reduction of molecular oxygen.